Molecule: messenger RNA, 2340 nt
Organism: Cuscuta campestris
Lineage: Eukaryota; Viridiplantae; Streptophyta; Magnoliopsida; Solanales; Convolvulaceae
Source: the annotation of a GenBank genome assembly
CAAGAAGGUGGAAAACAAUGCCAAGUCCAUCAACAUCAUCUAUUGUGCCGUUAACCCGGAUGACUACCGGAAGAUUUCUUGUUGAACCACCGCAAAGGAAAUGUGGGACAAACUAGAAAUCACCUACGAAGGUAUGGAUCAAGUCCGAGAAGCUAAAAUUGAUGUUCUAACCCAUGAAUAUGAAUUGUUUCGUAUGAAGGAAAACGAGAAAAUCGAUGAGAUGUUUGAACGGUUCUCCAAAAUCGUCAAUGAUCUUCAUGCUCUCAAGAAAACGUACACGGACAAGGAGCUAGUGAGAAAAAUCCUGCGGAGUCUCACACCGGAGUGGCGCUCUAAAGCCGAUGCCAUUCAAGAGUCCAUCGGCAUCACCAACGUCACUAUUGACGGACUUAGAGGUAACCUCAAAACCUAUGAGUCCACCAUUCUAUUCCCUUCUUUAGGUGAACAAAAGAAGAAGGGGAUUGCACUCAAGGCUACCUCAAUCCAAGAACCCGCCAUGGAAGAAUCAAGCGAUGAGGACAACGAGUUCGGGCUCGUCAUCAAAAAAUUCCACAAGUUCAUGCGAAAAGAGUAUGAACGAAAGGGAAAAAAGCAUGGAGGACCACCCAAGUGCUAUGGGUGUGGAGAAGUUGGGCACAUCAAGCCAAAAUCCCAAAUGCCAAAAACGAGAAGGAAAAGAAACCGUUCAAGAAGCACCGAGCUUACAUUUCAUGGGGAGGUGAUUCCGGCGACGAAUCAUCGGAAGGCGAAGAAAACGAAAGUGCCAAUCUUUGCCUCAUGGCACACGAGGAACCACCGGAAGAGUAAGGCUUAUAGAGUCUUCAACAAACGCACCUUAACCGUUGAGGACUCUCCUCAUGCUGUCUUUGCCGAAAAUGAGACUCGCUUGGCGAGAAAGGUUUCUUGUGAUGAUCUUAUAGAUUCGUUGGAAAACAUCUACGACGAUGACAAAGUAGACAACUCAAAGGAAAGCCAAGAUGAAGAAGUAGAGCCACCCGUAAACGAGGAACAACCACAAGAGGAGGAAACGCCAAUGCCAAGAGCAUGGAGGACUUCACAGAACCAUCCUCUUGACAAGGUGAUCGGUGACAUCAACCGAAAGGGGGAACAAAGCAAAUCGAUUUUUUGUCUCGAGACUUGGUGUAAAUCGAUUUACAAGCUUGUGAAAAUCGACUAUCACAGCCCGCUGAAAUUUGGAGCUGAAACUGAAGGAGCCAGAGGUCAAAGAAAAAGAUCCCGUACCGGCAAGAACGUGGCUUCUUCCUCGGCUCCUCUACCACCGGCGCACAAGUACCUCGACGGGUCGUUCCUUUGGUUCAACGACCACGUAGAGGCGACGCGGUUCUCGGAGAAAUUUGAGAACCGAGAGAUUCUCCCUCACCGAUUCUCCACCGCCCCGUUCAUUCUUGACUCCAUUCCACGUGAGGCACGGGUUAUCCUCGAACGUGGAAACUUCCUCGAUCUCCUCUACAUCAAGAAGGUCAAUUAUCACCCCUUUCUUGUUCGAGCUUUCUACUCGAACUUGAAAAAGGAUGAGGACGGAGCGUUGAUCUCUAACGUCAACGGGGUGGACAUCUAUUUGAAUGAGGAGAACAUUCAAAUUCUCACCGGGCUUCGUCGGGAUGGACAGGAUCUCGGGCUCUACGUUGGAGAAGAAGGAGCACGGUUCAAUGAGACCGCCCUCUUAGAGGAAGUGGGCAUCCGACACUUCAUCCCCACUCCCCAACAGCGGCGCCCUACGAUUGCUUCCAUGAGUCCCGUGUUUCGAUUCAUUUUUUGUGUUUUGACACGGAUUCUCAAGCCUAGGAAGUUCAAUCACACCACUCUCUCCCAGGAGGACACAAAGACAAUUCAUGCAAUGAUUCACAACGCCAAUCUCAAUUGGUGUAAAUUUGUGAUGACUCACAUGUUCACGGCCACCUCCGACAAUUGGCCGCUCCCCUACGCCCUCCUUGUCAUGGCGAUUCUUAAAGAGUAUAACAUCAAUACCGAUGUUGGGCCAAAGAUAAAGGGGACAAAGCAUUGGGAGAUUGAUGAAUCCUCUUUCCACUCGGGCACCGACUAAACUCCGUUUCGACAGCCUCGUCCACGCCGCCAACCGAGAGCCACUGCCUCAACCGCCACCACUUCGACCUAUCCUUCUCUCGCCGAGCAAAUGGCAGCCUUAACCGCCACUCUCUCUCUCGGAUUGAAACCAACGUCUCCAAAACGGCACACAACGUCAAUACCUUGAGCCGUGAACUUCACGGGUAUUUUGACUUUGUCAAUUACCCGUACGCUCAAAUGGUCCCGUACGUUCCUCCACCGAAUUUCGGAGGUGAACAAAGUGGGACUCAAAAC